Messenger RNA from Metarhizium robertsii ARSEF 23, 4833 nucleotides. RefSeq names its product translation initiation factor kinase. Gene Ontology annotation, molecular function: ATP binding; protein binding; eukaryotic translation initiation factor 2alpha kinase activity. Gene Ontology annotation, biological process: regulation of translational initiation by eIF2 alpha phosphorylation; DNA damage checkpoint signaling. The record is from RefSeq and is a predicted model, not a curated record. The transcript has 6 exons. Lineage: Eukaryota; Fungi; Ascomycota; Sordariomycetes; Hypocreales; Clavicipitaceae. Bases 1 to 4833 code for a protein of 1610 amino acids.
AUGGCGUGGCAAGCAUCUAGCGCAUGGAAGAAGUCCUUGCCCAAGGCAAGCAGCGAUGACUCAAGCUUCCCUGGCCUCAAGCCUACGACCCCGGACGCAACGACAAAAAUUGAAUAUGAAGAAUUGCAGCAAAAUGAGCUGCUGGCUCUUGAAGCCAUAUAUGGAGAUGAUUUCGUGAAACACAGCGAUGUGCACAGCGCAUGGAAGCUUCAGAAGACAGAGCCAUCAUUCGAAAUUCGAAUCAAAGCAUCCAUCGAUAGCGACUUUGCCGUAACUGUUGGGUUUGUCAUGACGGCAACGUACCCCAAAACCCCACCGCUUCUGACUGUCAAAGGCCUCGAUGACCUACGCGAAUCUACACAGUUCAAGAUCCAGAAGUUCAUAGACACCGAACCUCGGGAAUUUGCCAAAGAUCAACAGGAAAUGGUCGACAGGAUUGUUGAGGGCAUUCGUGACAUCCUUGAAGAUGCCGCUCAAGUCAAAGCAUCCGGCAAACAGCUGCCUUCCCUCGAAGAGGAGCGAGAACGACACGAGGCCAAACUAGCAGAAAAGGCGCAGCGCCAGAAAGAAGAUGAGGAACGGAAAAAGAUGGAAGAAACCAAGGAGGAGGAGCGCGUCAUGUCGGAAAUGCUCCAGCAACAGAUUGACAGACAAAGACAAAAGGCAAAGGAAUCGAGGCUCAGUCGACGGCCUAAUGGACUAGAGGGCUUACCCAGCGACAACUCUGCUGCCUCUAUUGAGCGGAUCGAUUUCGAUCAGUUUUGUCAUGUGAAGAAUAAAGAGGGUAAUAUCCUCAGUUUCAAAUCGGUGACGGGUAAAUGCGAUCCGCGCGAGGGCAAGGUCACUGUUGUAUACACUGUCCGACCGGUUCUGGGCAAUGGCCAAGGCGACCAAACAUUAGCACUAAAGGAAGCCAUCCUGCGACCCAACGGGAGGGACCCCAAGGAGUUCAAGAAGCAGCUGCAGUCCGUCGAGUCUAGACUUCAGGAGUUGAAGAAUACCAAAUCAAUUCAUCACAACCGUUUAGUCGAAAUUUUGGAUUUCAAGGUCGAAAGCGGGAAGUCGGAUGAUGCGGCAGUGGCGAAUUUCUGGACUGUCAGAAUAUUGAUGCCAAUGGCGGUUAAAGGUUCGCUCGAGGAGCUUCUGGAUCUGGCGGGUCAUCUCGAACUCGGCAAAGUUCGGUCUUGGACUAGGGACUUGUUAGAUGCCUUGAGCUUUUUGCAUUCCAAGAAUAUUGCGCAUCAAGACAUUCAUGCAAAUAAUGUACUUUUGUUUCGAGAGUCGACGGGCGAGUUUGUCCCUAAGUUGUCGGAUUGCUGGUAUCAGCGCGAAAUUCAUAAUGCUAGUACCCCAAAGCCAGGACUUCCAGGACUGACUUCUGCAAAGUCAGCAUAUUGGCUACCACCCGAGAUUGCCGGGCAAUCCAAGCCACAGUAUUCAUACAAGACGGAUGUGUGGGAGUUUGGUAUUGUAUUUACACAAAUGAUAUUUGGUCUCGAUGUCCUGCAGAAGUAUUCGUCACCGCGAAACCUGAUGCAGGAGCUGACACUCUCGCAACCGCUUGAAGAACUAGUCAGUCGAUUCUUCAAGGAAGACAAGCAAAAGCGACCUAGGCCAUUUGAACUUGGCUCAAGCGAAUUUCUGGCUACAGACGCACCAGUCUUCUUAGAGUCUGAUUCCCCCAGGGCACUGUCGGCGACGCCGUCUCUGACAUCACUUCAUGUUGUUCCUGCGAGGCUUAGGCGAGACUCCAUGAGUCGUGGGGCAGUGGUUUCUAGAUACACUGAGGACUUUGUGGAAGAGGGUCGCCUAGGCAAAGGUGGUUUUGGAGAGGUUGUAAAAGCUCGGAAGAAACUUGAUGGGCAAAUCUAUGCUAUCAAAAAGGUCACUCAGCGAUCUCACGCCAGUUUGACUGAGAUUUUGAAGGAGGUGCGGUUGCUAUCACAACUCAGCCAUCCAGCUGUGGUCCGCUAUUACAAUACCUGGGUUGAAGAAGUCCCCGACGCUACUGAUACUGAGGGCGACACGUCUACUGAAGGCUGUACCGAGGAGACGGAAGAAACGGUCUCUGAUGGCAUUGACAUCCAGUUUGCGACUAGCACUGGUGGCCUUGACUUCAUGUCAUCAAAUGCUGCCAUCGAGUUUGGAUAUGAUGACGACAGUGAUGAUAAUGCCAUCGAGGACGACUCUGAUGACGAUAGCUCCAUCAUCGCAGACCAGGCUGGGAAUGGUGUCUUGUCACCUGGGAAAGAACGCGCAGGAGAGAUACUGAGGCGUGCAAGGCAACACCGUGCAUUCCGAACAAUUCUUUAUAUUUCCAUGGAAUAUUGUGAAAAGCGAACACUUCGGGACUUGAUUUCACGCAACCUGUACAAGAAUACAUCUGAGAUUUGGAGGCUGUUUCGGCAGAUUUUGGAAGGGAUAUCACACAUUCAUGCCCUUGGUAUCGUGCAUCGGGACUUGAAGCCUGAAAAUGUUUUCAUCAGCAGCAGUCUUGAAGGAGUCGAUAAUGUCAAAAUUGGCGAUUUUGGUCUAGCCACCAGCGGACAAUUUUCGGUCGAUAAAGUCGCUGCCAAUAGUCUUGAAAACGACAGCAUGACUCGAAGUAUUGGCACUGCUUACUACUCGGCUCCAGAAGUUCGAUCAGCUGGCAAUGGGCUUUACAGCGCCAAAGUCGAUAUGUACUCGUUGGGUAUCAUGUUUUUCGAAAUGUGCUAUCAUCCUAUGGUUGGUAUGGAAAAGGCAGAUGUUAUUGGAAAACUACGCCGACCCAAGCCGGAGCUGCCUUCUGAUUUCAAGCCAGCUGAGCGGAAUCAGACAGACAUUGUCUUGUCUCUGGUCAAUCACAAUCCCAAGGAGAGACCGUCCAGUGCUGAUUUGUUGAAGAGCGGCAAGCUCCCCGUGCAGAUGGAGAGUGAAACUAUUCGACGAACCCUUGCAGGUCUAGGCGAUCCUAGCUCGCCGUAUUAUAGCAAGAUGCUGUCGACGCUGUUUGCACGACCUCAUGAUGCGGCCAAAGACUAUGCUUGGGACAUGCUUGGUACUCAGCCUAGCGCUAGCGAACUUUUGAAUCAGGGCGUGGUCCGGAGCACCCUGAUCUCCAUCUUUCGACGGCAUGGAGCAUUAGAAAUGCCUCGAACCUCCAUCUAUCCUCGCUCGAGUCAGUAUGGUGAAAAUGUCGUUCAGGUCUUGGACCCCAAUGGGACUGUUUUGCAGCUGCCUUUUGAUUUGACCAUGGGCAAUGCCAGAAUGAUUGCAAAACAGACUGGCGGCCCCAUAUUGCAGCGAUCAUUCUAUUUUAAUAACGUGUAUCGUGAUAAGCUAGAUACCGGCCAGCCAUCCGUGUUUGGAGAGGUUGACUUUGACAUCGUCACAACCGACACACUUGACCUCGCUCUUAAGGAGGCAGAAGUGCUGAAGGUGCUGGACGAAAUCGUUCAAGCGUUUCCGUCAUUAUCAAAUGCUCAGAUGUGCUUUCAAGUGGGACACUCGGAUCUCCUCCAACUCAUCUUUGAUCACUGUGGAGUUGAGUCUUCGUGUAGACGACAGGCUGCUGAAGCCCUGAGCAAACUGCAUGUCCAUGGACAUACCUGGCAGAAGGUUAGGGCGGAGUUGCGAUCUACAACUGUAGGCGUGUCGGCCACAAGCGUGGACGAGCUCCAGCGAUUCGAUUUUCGAGACACCCCCAACAAGGCAAUUUCAAAGCUCAAGGUGCUGUUUGAGGGCAGUGAUUUAUACCAAAGGGCGAUGCCAACCAUGGCCCACCUCAAAGAGGUCGCAGAGUACUGCAAACGAUUUGGCGUGAUCAGCAAGUUUUACGUUAGUCCCCUCAACAGUUUGAGAGAAAACUUUUUCAUGGGUGGAAUUAUGUUUUCCUGCGUCUAUGAUAGAAAGACAAGGGACGUGUUUGCUGCAGGUGGCCGAUACGAUCACCUCAUCAAAGAGCAACGCCCGAAAAUUGGCGGCAACUUUGAAGAGAGGCAUGCCGUUGGGUUUAGUCUCGCCUGGGAACGUCUGGCUCGUGUUCCCAACAAGAGUGGAAGCAAAACGUUUCUCAAGAAGCAGGAGUCGGAUUCCAAUACGAUGUUUUCUGGAAGAAGAUGCGAUGUGCUUGUUGCUUCACUUGACGCAGCUAUCCUUCGGUCCACCGGUAUCGAAGUUCUCCAGCUGCUUUGGGACCAUGACAUCAGUGCAGAAAUGGCCAAGGAUGCGCGUUCUCCCGAGGACUUGUUGUCUAAGCACAGGAACGAGAAUUACUCAUGGAUCAUUGUGAUUAAGCCAGAAGCGAUGCUCAAGAUCAAAACCAUGGGUCGAAAAGACGUGCAAGACGUGGAUAUUCCGCUUGGCCAGCUAAUGGCCUGGCUUCGACCUGAACUCAAGGAGCGCGAUUCCCGGGCUCUCGCAAAACUCAGAGGCAAUGUGUCACACGGCAGUGAAUCUAGUGGGACUCAUAAUAGCGAUCGAAAUCAAGAUCAGGACGUAAAGGUUCUCGUUGCUGGUACCAAGAGCAAGAAGUUCAAUCGCAGGACCGUGGUGGACCAGGCCCAGGUCAGCGCUAGUAACUUGAUGCGAAGCUACCUGGAUGGACCGAUCUUGGCUAUCGAGACUACGGACCAGGUCAUGGAUCUUCUCCGAGAAACAAGACUUUCCGAGCACGAGAGCUGGAAGAGUGUGGAACAUGCAGUGACCAUGACGGAGAAGAAGUAUAUCCGGGAACUCCACGCACAGCUCGACACUUGGCGGUCGACGUAUGAGAUGAAGAACAUCUCUAAGCAUGCAUUCAUAUACAACUUUCGCACUGGUACCUGUGUGUACUAUGAUUUGAGUGCAUAA